Messenger RNA from Zalophus californianus (California sea lion), 1410 nucleotides. RefSeq names its product polypeptide N-acetylgalactosaminyltransferase 8 (gene GALNT8). Gene Ontology annotation, cellular component: Golgi apparatus. NCBI's taxonomy places the organism in Eukaryota, Metazoa, Chordata, Mammalia, Carnivora, Otariidae. The record is from RefSeq and is a predicted model, not a curated record.
AUGGUUUCUUAUAGGUGUCUUCAGAAGACAUAUCCUUCACAACUCCCAUCCCUUGGUGUCAUUCUCAUAUUCAUGAAUGAAGCUCUGUCCAUUAUACAACGGGCCAUCACUAGUGUCAUCAACCGCACCCCUUCUCAUUUGUUAAAGGAGAUCAUCUUGGUGGAUGAUUUUAGCUCAAAUGGAGAACUAAAGGCAUACUUGGAUGAGAAGAUUAAACUUUAUAACCGGAAGUAUCCGGGACUACUAAAAAUAAUUCGGCAUAUGAAGAGAAAGGGUCUUGCUCAAGCACACAACACUGGCAGGAAAGUGGCUACAGCUGAUGUGAUUGCCAUCUUGGAUGCUCAUGUUGAAGUGAACAUUGGGUGGGCGGAGCCCAUUUUGGCUCGGAUUCAGGAAGACCACACUGUAAUUGUGUCUCCUGUGUUUGACAAUAGUCAUUUUGACACCUUUGAACUGGAAAAGUAUGCACUGGCAGUUGAUGGCUUUAACUGGGAACUAUGGUGCUGCUAUGAUCCACUGCCAAAGGCCUGGUUUGAUCUGCAUGAUGCCACCGCUCCAGUGAAGAGUCCUUCCAUCAUGGGCAUCCUGGCUGCCAACAGGAUCUUUUUGGAAGAGAUGGGAUCUCUGGAUGGUGGGAUGCUGGUCUAUGGAGGAGAGAACGUGGAGCUUAGCUUGAGGGUGUGGCAGUGUGGAGGGAGAAUUGAGAUCUUACCCUGCUCCCGGAUUGCUCACCUAGAGAGACACCACAAGCCUUAUGCCGUGGAUCUGAGUCUUGCCUUGAAGCAUAAUGCUUUGCGAGUGGCUGAAAUCUGGAUGGAUGAGUACAAACACAUGGUCUAUUUGGCCUGGAACAUACCUCUCCAGAACUCUGGAAUCGAUUUUGGAGACAUUUCUUCCAGAAUGGCACUCCGGAAAAAACUGAAAUGUAAAACUUUUGACUGGUAUCUGAAAAAUGUUUAUCCAAACCUGAAGCCAAUCCACAACAUUGUGGGCUACGGAAGAAUGAAAAACACGUUGGAUGAAAAUAUCUGCCUGGAUCAGGGACUUGUUUCAGGCAAAACCCCCAUCAUGUUUUACUGUCACAAAUACAGUCUGCAGAACGUCUACUAUCACCUAACCGGGGAAUUCUAUGUGGGACCACUGAUUACAGAGGCACGUACUGAUGAUCACUGCCUGACAGACCCUGGCAAUGGGGAGAAGCCCACUUUAGAGCCAUGUUCCAAGGCAGCCCAAAACAGACUGCACAUAUAUUGGGAUUUUAAACUGGGAAAAGCUCUCAUGAACAGAGCCACCAAGCGAUGUCUGGAGAUGAAGAAAGACACUUCGGGCAUCUAUGAACCUGUGCUCCAGACCUGCACCACACAAGCGUGGACGAUACAGUAUACUGUGCAAAACUGGGGGUCAAACUAG